AUGCAUUUUAAUGAUUUGCCUAAUGAAAUUAUUCUCAUGAUUUGUCGUUUUUUGUCUCCCAUACAAGUAAUCAACGCUUUUCUCAGUUAUGACUUUCGUAUGUUUUCUUGUAUAACCGAAUAUCAUCUAACGAUCGAUUUAUCCAAAUGUUCUUAUACGGAUCUUCAAGUUUAUCUAAAUCUAUUGGUUACUAAACGUAUUCAACCGUUGACUCUAACGAUAAGCAAUGUUUCUAUGCCCACACAAAUUAAAAUCUUUUUCGAUGCAUUUAGUUCAAUACUCAAUUUUCGUUUUAACCAUGUUCACCAAUUGUCACUACUCGAAUGCACCACUUCGGAUAUCUCAAAUUUAGAAUUUGAUCUAAGAAGAUUCGAGUUAUUACGAUCUUUACGUAUCGUCAAAGCUGAAUGGAAUAAUAAUGGCUCGUCAAUUGAUUAUUCGAAAAUCGAAUACAUGCGCAAUUUAUUGUUCAAUAAUAAUUUGAAUUCUCUUACAGAACUUGAAUUGAGUAUAAGAGAAGGCAUCGUUCUCGAUAAACAACAACGUCCGAAACUAAAUCUCAAACGACUCACCAUUACAUUGCAGACAGUUGACGAUCUGUUUAUAUUGUUCGAUGGUCUAACGCCUAAUUUGAUCUUUCUGAAUGUUACUAUACGCCUAUCUACUGCAUGUAAACGAUCAUCAAUACCACGAUUUUGGCCACAACAAUUAAUGUCACAUUUGAUUGAAUUUCAAAUAACGACCGAUCAAAAAGUGGCACUUACAUUGGAUCAUUUACGUGGAAUUGUAAUGUCUCUAGCUGGAGUCGAGAAAUUCGUAAUCGAUGUAAAACAGUGGGUUAGUAAAGAUCAAAAAUUCAUAGAAGGCAAUCAAAUGGAGAUGUUAUUUUCUGAAUUCAUGCCUCAACUUCGUCAUUUUCAUUGUUUCAUUAAGACAGCGUAUGCUAUCAAUAUCCAGACUUUUGCGACGCUCAGCAAACGUUGGCCUCUAACGUGUAAACCGAAAUUGAACCGUUCCGAUAACUAUUUGUACACGAUUCCAUGGUCAUUUGAACAACUUGACGUAUCGCUAUUAGCUGAUGAUGAUACGAUUAGUAUUUGUCCAAAUGUUCGAUAUUUAACUGUCGAUGUGCCGUGCACAAAUGUAUCACGACGUUUUCCAAAUAUUCGCAUGCUCAAUGUUCUAUCCAAAUGCAAUGUUUCUUCUGAUGAUAAUAUGAAAUUUCCUCGACUUCGUCAUUUGACAGCAGCCGAUGUUAAAAUAGUUUCGUUACUUUCAAUCAAAAAUAUUCAGAUGCUAACAUUAUUUGACCAAUUCACAUUAUUGAAAAGUUCAACUAUUUAUUCCAAUGUAUUACAUUUGAUCUUAGAAAAUAAUAGAAUUGCAUCAUUGGAGGCUGUCAUUGCGCUUGUGCAAUGCUUUCCUAAUCUUCAUUCACUCAAAAUUAAACUUCCAACGACUACUGAAUAUUAUGAUUGUCUCGACAUUCUACUCGAUGGUGUACAUUUGCCAUAUCUAUGGCUUUUCAAAACAAAUUGUAUCACUGAAUUCGACUCUUGUUCGAGCAUAUCCGUAUGGAUAUCUGCCAAGACGCCUUUGAAAUGGAAAUUGACUCCAUUCUACGGACAUCGGAAUUAUAAUACAUUUACUGUUUGUUUAUGA
Molecule: messenger RNA, 1662 nt
Organism: Rotaria socialis
Lineage: Eukaryota; Metazoa; Rotifera; Eurotatoria; Philodinida; Philodinidae
Source: the annotation of a GenBank genome assembly